Messenger RNA from Colletotrichum tamarilloi, 1590 nucleotides. RefSeq names its product FAD binding domain-containing protein. The record is from RefSeq and is a predicted model, not a curated record. Lineage: Eukaryota; Fungi; Ascomycota; Sordariomycetes; Glomerellales; Glomerellaceae. The transcript has a single exon. The coding region runs from base 1 to 1590 and encodes 529 amino acids. Gene Ontology annotation, cellular component: membrane; cytoplasm. Gene Ontology annotation, biological process: steroid metabolic process. Gene Ontology annotation, molecular function: Delta24(24-1) sterol reductase activity; FAD binding.
AUGGAGCGCCACAAGAAGACCGUCUCCAAGAUCGCCGCCGCGGUGCGGUCCUUCUUCGACCGCAAGGAACCCUACCGCAUCUUCCACGGCUCGACAAACAGCACCCGCCCCUUCCGCCGCGACCGCGUCGUCGACAUCUCGGCCCUCGGCAGCGUCCUCGAGGUCAACAAGGCCCGCCGCACCGCCCUCGUCGAGCCGAACGUCCCCAUGGACCGCCUCGUCGAGGGCACCCUCCGCCACGGCCUCAUACCCCCCGUCGUCAUGGAGUUCCCCGGCAUCACCGCCGGCGGCGGCUACGCCGGCACCGCGGGCGAGUCCUCGAGCUUCAAGCACGGCUUCUUCGACGACACCAUCAACGAGGUCGAAAUGGUCCUCGCCGACGGCCAGGUCGUCCGCGCCAACCGGACCAACGAGCGGGCCGACCUGUUCCGCGGCGCUGCGGGAGCCGUCGGCACCCUCGGCGUUACCACCAUGAUUGAGCUGCAGCUCGUCGAGGCCAAGAAGUACGUAAAGACGACGUACCACCGCACCCACAGCGUCGCCGAGGCCGUCGAGACCGUCCAGGCCGAGACGCUCAACGCCGAAAACGACUACGUCGACGGCAUCCUCUUCUCCAAGGACCACGGCGUCGUCAUCACCGGCAAGCUGACGGACGAGAUCCCCGAGGACCGCAAGCCGCAGACUUUCAGCGGCGCCUGGGACCCCUGGUUCUACCUGCACGUCAAAGACCGUACCCUCACCGCCGGCUCCGCCAAUAGCGAGGCGUCGACAGUGGCGACGACAUCCUCGUCCGCCGUGGUCGACUACGUGCCCCUGGCCGAGUACCUCUUCCGCUACGACCGCGCCGGCUUCUGGGUCGGCGCCGCCGCCUUCGAUUACUUCAAGUACGUCCCCUUCACGCGCUUCACCCGCUGGUUCCUCGACGACUUCCUGCACACGCGCAUGCUCUACCGCGCCCUCCACGGCAGCGGCGAGUCGGCCCGCUUCGUCGUCCAGGAUCUCGCCCUCCCCUACAAGAACGCCGAGCGCUUCGUCGACUACACGGCCGAGAACUUUGGCAUCUGGCCCCUCUGGCUCUGUCCCUUGAAGCAGACCGCCCCGCCCACGUUCCACCCGCACACGGGCGAGGUCGAGACCUUGCCCGCCGCUGAGGGAAGCAGCAGCAGCGGCAGCAGUACGGUAACGGCCCCCAAACCGAUGCUCAACAUCGGCCUCUGGGGCUGGGGCCCCUCUGACCCGGCCGAAUUCGUCACCAAGAACCGCGCCCUCGAGCACAAGCUCCGCGAGCUGGGCGGCAUGAAGUGGCUGUACGCGCACACGUACUACACCGAAGACGAGUUCUGGCAGGCCUACAACAACAAGAGCUGGUACGAGGCCCUGCGCGAAAAGUACAACGCCACGACGCUGCCGACCGUGUACAACAAGGUCAAGGUCGACGUCGAGGCCCGCAAGGGCGAGAAGAAGGGCUGGCGCGACGUCGUAAAGUCCAAGCCGCCCAUUGGCGGUCUGUAUGGUAUCUACAAGGCUAUCCAGAGCAAGGAUUACCAUUUGCACCGCCGGGCCGAGUGGAAGUGGAAAGGUGACGAAUAA